GAUUUGGGCACUCCCCUAACGUGGUUAUAAAUUUGGGGUACCAACAAAUCAAUUCCUUAAAACUUUCUCGUGUACUACGUAUUAUAUGUUUGAUUGCUUCGAGAAACCCGUCCCAGUUUCCAAUCUCGCGAUCGCCGGCCACCUCUUCCUCGUCUUCCUCUAUUUAAAUAGCUUCUCUCUCUCUCUCUCUGAAUUUCUCUCUGUGAGAAGACGACAUGAAACGCGAACGCGAACGCGACAUGAAUCAAAACUCUCUUCUGGCUUCCCUCCUGUUUUGUCGACGCUUCAAAAAACUGGCUGCGAAGUAUCUGAGAGAGCCUAAUCUGAAGAAGGGCGGCCUAGACCUAGGGGACAUACUGGCUGGGUCCUCCAUGGAGUAUAUUUACCAAUCAAAUGCCGAGGAUCCACCAUACAUUUGGUACAAGGGAGGAGGAUCAAAGAUGAAGAAGAUUCUUCCUCCUAUGAGGACCUGGGCGGAUGAGUGCAGGUUGGCUCCUGAGCUGUUGAGGGCGGUGGAGAGGGCAGGGUACAAGGAGCCCUCCCCGAUUCAGAUGGCAGCCAUCCCGCUCGGACUGCAACAGCGUGAUGUCAUCGGAAUUGCUGAGACCGGUUCAGGUAAAAAAGCUGCCUUUGUUCUUCCCAUGUUGACUUACAUAUCUACCAGGCUGCCUCCUAUGCCAAGGAGCAGCAACGAAGAGAACCAGAGAGAGGGGCCAUAUGCCGUGGUUCUGGCACCCACUCGAGAAAUUGCACUGCAGAUUGAGGAUGAGACUGUCAAGUUUGCAAAAUUUUUGGGCAUCAAAGUUGUUACACUUGUUGGUGGGAGGUCGAUUAAAGAGCAAGGGUUUAAGAUUGGGCAAGGGUGUGAGGUAGUGAUUGCUACACCUGGUCGUCUUACUGAUUGCUUGGAGGGGCAUUAUGCUGAUUGGAAUCAGUGCAAUUAUGUUGUCCUUUAUGAGGUUGAUUGCAUGAUUGAUAUGGGUUUUGGCCCGCUAGUUGUGGGGGUGUUAGAUGCAAUACCUUCAAGCAAUUUGAAACCCGAGAACGAUGAUGAAGAACUUGAUGAGAAAAAGAUUUGCAGGACAACUUGUAUGUUCAGCGCUACGAUGCCUCCAGCUGUGGAGCAACUUGGUAAAAAGUACUUGAGGAAUCCCGUGGUUGUCGCGAUUGGUACUGCAGCAAAGGCCACUGACCUAGUCACCCAGCACGUGCAGGAAAGACAAGACAGGUGUGGCAGCAACAUUCUUGACUUUGCGCGACACUGAUGUCUUCUAUGAUCUCAAGCAGACGCCGAUUCAGAGUAACAGUCCCAUGCCCCCUGAAUUGACUAGACACAAGGCAUCAAAAUUCAAGCAAGGAAUCUAUUGCCAGACAGCUAGAACCGAAUGAAUCGAGUUUUAAACUAUAAAUUUGUAGUCAUAAAUAGUUUAGGUACUGGUGACUUGACAUUAUAACUUAUUGUCUCAGGUGAUCGCGUAAAUUGGUGAUAAAACAUGUCGCGAGGUCACGAACUCAUCCUUCAAUCAUGCUUUGUGCCUUGAAUUUUGCUAAUCAUUAAAUUUUAUGGUUUGUGCAUAUUA
This is a messenger RNA of Rhododendron vialii, 1580 nucleotides long. RefSeq names its product DEAD-box ATP-dependent RNA helicase 21-like. Gene Ontology annotation, cellular component: catalytic step 2 spliceosome. The transcript is spliced from 2 exons. Gene Ontology annotation, biological process: mRNA splicing, via spliceosome. NCBI's taxonomy places the organism in Eukaryota, Viridiplantae, Streptophyta, Magnoliopsida, Ericales, Ericaceae. The record is from RefSeq and is a predicted model, not a curated record. Bases 216 to 1265 code for a protein of 349 amino acids. Gene Ontology annotation, molecular function: RNA helicase activity; ATP binding; RNA binding.